AUGAUCUUUGGCUUAGUUUAUAGUUCCUUUUCAGCACCACGCUGGCCUUCAUCAUAUACAUUAAAGGGAACCUGGAAAGUUCCAUAUACAAACUUGAGCAAUCACCUUGUCGUUGUUCAAGAACCAACUCGUCAGUAUAUCAACGAGCAUAAUGGCUUAUUACAAAUCUGGAACACUGGCCCAGAGCAGCAUUUCCAUCGUAAAAUUGUUGCAGCUGAUAAUGACACGAUUUGCUUCGGCUGGGAUGAUGAUCAACCAUGGACAAUCGAUUUUACAGAGUUUUUACCAGAUCUUUCAGAAUACAAAUUACAAGAUGGCACAUAUACAUACAAUGGACACCUUUGCAACAUGUGGAGCAAAGUUAUUAAUGGUCCAAAGACUCAGACAUGGGAAAUGUACAUAGAAGUCGGUACAGGCAAGCCAAUUGCUUAUAAGGCUCAUGCUAUUUCAAUUUAUCACUCACAUUACGACGUUUAUAUCCUUGAAAUUGAUGAAUUCGCUCCAGAAGCUGCUGUAGGUGUUUGGAGCAUCCCAAGCAUCUGCGACAAUCCAAAGCAAAACGAUCCAUACCCAGGCUCGAUGUACGAUCUCUUCUUCCCCAAGAAAAACGUAAAUACCUACGCAAAUCAAGUCAAAUCGACAAAAUCAUACCAGACAACUACACAAAACAGAUUCUCACACAUGACACCAUCCGACUGGCUCAAAUCCAUCAAGCGAUCUACAAAUGCCAAACCAUGGUACGAUGAUGAAGAUCCAUUAUGGGAUCAGUGCACAUUAUUCAAGGGCAGCAAGGAUUUCGUACCUCCUGAGAGCUUCUCAUGGCGCGAUCAGCCCAAUAUUGUCACUCCUCCAAGAGAUCAAGUCGCAUGCGGAUCAUGCUGGGCCUUUGGAACAGCCGGACUCCUUGAAUCAGCCUUUGCCAUCAAGACAGGCAAGUUACGUCCGGUUUCUACGAACCAAAUCAUGGAUUGCAGUUGGGAUGCCAGAAAUUACGGUUGCCAGGGCGGUGAAAUUGGUCCAUCCUUAACCUCCUUCAUGAAUAAGUCCAUGAAGAUCGCUACAGAGAAGUCAUAUCCGUACAUGGGAGUAUCCGGACUUUGUAAUUCGAAGCCAGAGGAGUAUCUCGGCCGCGUUAAGAGUUGUUUCCACGUGGAGAAGAAGAGGAACGCUGUUAAAGAGGCUUUGUACAAGUUCGGACCAUUGGGAAUUUCGAUUAAUGUAAUUGAAGACAUGGCUCUGUACACAGGCGGUGUUUUCGACGAAGAAGAGUGCACUGGCGCUGAUGAUGACUUGGUCCACAUCGUUCAGUUGACAGGAUGGAGAGUUAUUGACGGAAAAGAAGCUUGGGAAGUCAAAAACUCUUGGUCUACAAACUGGGGUGAUGAAGGAUACAUUUAUAUACAGUCUGAAGUACAGGAGAAGAACUGUGGUGUAACAUCUAGAGCUGUUGGUGUAAUUGUUGAAUAA
This is a messenger RNA of Trichomonas vaginalis G3, 1467 nucleotides long. RefSeq names its product cysteine protease family C1-related family. Gene Ontology annotation, cellular component: lysosome. The transcript has a single exon. The coding region runs from base 1 to 1467 and encodes 488 amino acids. Gene Ontology annotation, molecular function: cysteine-type endopeptidase activity. Lineage: Eukaryota; Parabasalia; Trichomonadida; Trichomonadidae. The record is from RefSeq and is a predicted model, not a curated record.